This is a messenger RNA of Lytechinus pictus (painted urchin), 1190 nucleotides long. Its product is annotated as low-density lipoprotein receptor-related protein 12-like. Lineage: Eukaryota; Metazoa; Echinodermata; Echinoidea; Temnopleuroida; Toxopneustidae. Bases 377 to 1171 code for a protein of 264 amino acids. The record is from RefSeq and is a predicted model, not a curated record. The transcript has 4 exons. Gene Ontology annotation, molecular function: protein binding.
UUAUUAUAUAAAUUAUAUGGUCCGUUUUUGCCGGCAGUACCAAAGGCUCUACGCAUGAAUUCAUCUGGAAGGGGGGGGGAGCAACAACUCGUAAUAUUGAACAAAUGUAAGCGAGUGAGCAAAACGACCUAGCAGCAAGAAAGUGUUCAUUAUUAACAUGGGAGAAGACAUGAAUAAUUUCAUAAUUUAUAUGUUCUGUUUCCAUUUUGGAUGCCAUCAACUUGGGGUUUUUUUUCGUCUACAUUAACAUAGUUAAGUACAAACUUCUUUCAACUUUUGAUACCAUCAUCAUCAUCAUUACCAUCAUCAUCACCAUCAUCCUUGUCUCGUCAUUGUAAUCAUCGAGAUCAUUUUCUCCUCUCUCCAACCAGUUUACAUGCUAGACAUGUGCGACUUAACGAUGUCAACGGAUGUAUACCACUCCGGCAUUCUCAUUUCUCAGGUAGAACCGUUUUAUGCAAACGAUGUGGAAUGCAGGAUAUCAAUAACCACGGAUGAAGACAAAUUAUUGCUGCUUGUUUUUGGCGAUUUUGACAUCGAAGGCGACAUGGAAAGAACCUGUUACGAUGCCUUGUGGUACGUGGAUGGAGAAGCCAACUCUUCUCAAAAUAUAUUCGAAAACGGUGAAAAAAUGUGUGGUGACGCAGAUGACGUUGGUGAUAUCAUCUCAAGCGGACAUACCAUAACCCUUUUACUGAAAACAGAUGAUUCAACUCGCGCAGAGGGGUUCAGACUGGUGUACACAAGUUUUCAACCAGGUCCUUGUAACGGAAGCCAGUUUAGAUGUUCUAAUGGGAGAUGUAUAGUUGCUCAUCUGGUCAACAACACUUACAAUAACUGUGGAGAUGGAAGUGAUGAACCAAUACAAUUUAAUUUCUAUUUUCACCCAGAUGCAAUAAAGCCAUCCCAAAAUGGGAAGAUCGCAGAACUGGGUAUAGGACUCAUUAUCGGUAUCGCGAUCGCAGCUUCUCUUGGUCUUCUGAUUAUCAUCGUCUGCACGCUGUGUAUCAUCUAUCACACACUGUGCUCCAAAAUAUUAUACCACAAUCACCAUAGCAACAUGCAGCAAGAAAAAGUCGACAAAAUCGUGCCGCCAAUUUUUCGAUCAUCGUCUCGAGUCGGUGAAGUAUCGAUUGAAGAACGGUCGCGAGCGAGAGAUGCCUGGAUGUAAUCUUAUCCUCUUUCGUUAA